AUGACGAUUAUCCUGUAUAGCUCAGGGUCAUCGGUGACAGCAUAUGCCCUUGACCCCAGUGGUGUCUUUACCCGUCGCCAGACCUUCACAUAUAAGCUGGACGGUCCUGGUACGGAUCCCGACCGGCAGGAUGCACCACACCCCCACGGUGUAGUCCUUGACCCCACAGGUCAAUUCAUUCUGGUUCCUGAUUUAGGAGCCGACCUCGUACGCAUCUUCCGCAUCAACCCUUCAUCGGGGUUGUUGGAGCCGCAGACACCUUUGGCUGUGUCUCCAGGAUCUGGCCCCAGACACGGCACAUUCUGGACGCCCAAAGGCGCACGUCCCGGCCGAGCUAUCGACACUCGGUUUUAUUUGGCAUCGGAGCUUAACAGCCAUUUGACGGGAUACAAAGUUCACUAUCCCAAGAAUGGUACGAUCGCUUUUGAGAAGUUCUUCGAGACUACCACGUAUGGUGGACCGGAGCUGCCAAGCGGUGCUACUGCUGCAGAAAUCGCGAUCUCGGUGGGUCCCUUUCUUGCAACUCAGUAUAUCCUCUAA
Messenger RNA from Aspergillus oryzae RIB40, 540 nucleotides. RefSeq lists its product as uncharacterized. The record is from RefSeq and is a predicted model, not a curated record. The transcript has a single exon. The coding region runs from base 1 to 540 and encodes 179 amino acids. Gene Ontology annotation, molecular function: protein binding; 6-phosphogluconolactonase activity. Lineage: Eukaryota; Fungi; Ascomycota; Eurotiomycetes; Eurotiales; Aspergillaceae.